GGAUAGAUAAGAUGGCUGCUCUUGAGAAACAUCCAGACCUGAGACUCCAGCAGUACAAUCCAUCAGAUCCCAGCACCAGUCAGAAGAGUAAUUUCUUGGAGACUGACUGGAAGACACCUAUGUUGUCUGUGAAGUUCCAGAGCCGUGUCAGUCGCUGUUCAAGUGUGGCCGACAGCGGGGAUGGGGGCAUUGGAACCUCCUGCUCAGACAGCACAGAAGACUUCUGCAAUUCCAGUAACGGUUCCUCAUUCCAGCCCAUCAAAACCCAAGUGACCAUCCCAACAGCCCAUGUUAUGCCUUCUACGUUGGGUGCCUCGCCCUCCAAGCUGUGCUCUGCAGGAGACCAGAGCUGUUCCCAGAGUACUUCAAAAACUGCUGUGCCAGGAUCUGCUUCUGAACACACAGGGCUCAUGAGAAAUGGAGAUUUUAAUGCCGGGAAGUCUUCUCAGGUGCCACCCAGGGAUCUCUUGCGUCUCUACGGGACUUCAGGGGAAAAUGGUUUUGAGCAAUCCUGGCAUCCUGUUUCUGAUCACAUGAGAACAGAAGAUACUUGGAAGUUUGACACCCCUGCCAUUGAGCACACCCUUAACCAGUCUCUCUUUCUGGAUAGUUUGUGCACUGACCCUCUCCGCAGGUUCCAGAAGUUCAAUCCAAACUCUGGGGCAGCUGAGGCAGGAAAGGACCAUUAUAAGGUGCUGCCAGAGAGUAAGCAAGUGGCAGGGGCUAAUGGUGUCUGUGAGCCCCAAGACGGAACAUGGCCGAGCGGGAGCAGACUGAUGCCAACGGGACUCCAGGCCAACAAUUUCUUUUCAAAACCUGUAAAUCCUUCAUCUCGAGCAUGGAUGCAAGAAGCCUGCACGCUACAUCCGCACGAGAGCGUCUGCGAGCUUAGUGCUUGGAAACAGCAGCUGGAGAAAGUGCGAUUGCAAAUAGAGCAAAUGCAGUUACAAAAUGGAGGCGUCUGCCACCAUCCCUCAAUGUAUUCUGCUUCGCUGCCUACACCUGAUCCAGCUCAGUGGAUCAAUAUCCUGAACUCCAAUGAAAACCUACUCAAGGAGAAAGAGCUCCUCAUUGACAGACAAAGACAACACAUAUCCCAGUUGGAGCAGAAGGUCCGGGAAAGUGAACUGCAGGUUCACAGUGCCCUGCUUGGCUGUCCGGCACCCUAUGGAGAUGUCUACAUGUUGAGAAUGCAGGAGCUGCAGCGGGAGAACACGUUUCUUCGAGCACAGUUCACAGAGAAGACUGAAUCCCUCAGUAAGGAAAAGAUUGAAUUGGAGAGAAAACUUGCUGCUGCAGAGGUGGAUGCAAAGCUGAUCCGGGAGUCACUGAAAGAAACUAUGCAGAAACAUGCGGAGGAGUUAAAGAAACAGGAAGAAAGGGUAAAGGGAAGAGACAAACACAUUAAUAAUCUCAAAAAGAAAUGCCAGAAGGAAUCUGAACAAAACAGGGAGAGACAACAGAGAAUCGAGACCCUGGAACGAUACCUGGCUGAUCUACCAACCCUUGAGGACCACCAGAAACAGAGUCAGAAGCUGAAGGAAUCUGAACUGAAGAGUACUGCUAUGCAGGAAACAGUGCUGGCACUGGAAACAGAGCUUGGAGAUGUCCGGGCUGCUUUCAGGGAGCAAGAGAUGCAGCUAGAAACCCAAAAACACAAGGAGCUGGAGCUUCUUUCCACUGUGCGCAGCUUGCAGGACAAGGUGCAGCAGUGUGUAAAGAAUGCAGAGAGAGGACCCUCUGCCCAGGAUGGGGAGAGACAGAAAAUAGAAAAUGACUCUCUGAAGAAAGAAUGCGACUGCCUCAGAAAGAUUGUGGACAAACAGCAGAAGAAGAUGGAGCAGUUGUCCUUGCAAGUAAAGAACCUGGAAGAACAGGUGGCCCAGGAAGAGGGGACAAGCCAAGCUUUGAAAGAGGAGGCGAUGAGGAGAGAAAAUGCACUGCAGCAGCUCCGGACUGCUGUGAAAGAGCUUUCAGCGCAGAACCAGGAUCUCAUUGAGAAGAACCUGACCCUUCAGGAACGACUGCGGCAGGCAGAGCUAAUAACCCAGCCCCUGCCUGCUGAGACAGCCCGCCUCACCCAGGAGUUGCACAGCGAGCUGGCCAGUUGUCUGCAGGAUUUGCAGUCUGUCUACAGCAUUGUCACUCAGAGGGCUCAGGGCAAGGAUCCCAACCUCUCUCUGCUCCUGGGCAUUCGCUCUGUUCAGUACUCCACUAAGGAGAAAGAUGACUUGCUGAGCCCUGAUGGACUUGCAAAGAAACUGGUGGAGGUAAAACAGCUUCACAAAGAGGUGGAGGACUUAAGGACGGCAAUAUCUGACAGAUAUGCUCAGGACAUGGGAGACAACUGCAUCACCCAGUAAUGAACACUUCCCAAAGUAAGACAGGAAAUGAAGACUUGAAACCCUUGGGAGUCUAGAGCUCCUACAACCCAAAACCUAUUCAGCACUUUACCAUCCCUUUGCUCGGGUACAAGAUGUGUGACUUAUCCAAUCUGUGAGAAAUCAGGGGUUUGCUGCCAGAAGUGUUUAGCUUCUGACUGGCUAACUGGAAUCGUUCAGGGCUUCUGUGUCGGCCUUUGCAGUAGCUUUGAUCUUGUGGAAUGUGUUUAUGCUGUGUUUGCUGGAGCUGGUGUGGUCUCUGACGCUGUGAGAUGAAUUCUGAAUUGCCUUUCAGGCAUGUCAAAUGCUGAACAUGCAAAUGUGACAGUUAAAAUCAUCACUAAAAGGAAAUGUAUGCCCUGGUCUUUCUGAUAAAUUCUCUGCACAGAUCCUGUGUGACUAGUAAGACCAGAGGAUUAUCAGAGAGUUCAGGGGAUAUCUGUGGACUUCACAGGCAAGCAGGUGUGCCAGUUAUACUACUGCUAAUUACAUCAAGGUGCUACAGGCUCCUCAGAUGCUGUGUGCACAGUUCUGGCUUGGAUGCUUGUGUAGCCAUUCAUGGAGCAGGACCUGCUUUCCUCAGGUAAAUGCAACUGGAGUCUUUCAGUAGCCAACAGGAGUUGGAGAAUAAAGCAACACUAAA
This is a messenger RNA of Haliaeetus leucocephalus (bald eagle), 3024 nucleotides long. RefSeq names its product centrosomal protein 85kDa (gene CEP85). The transcript is spliced from 13 exons. NCBI's taxonomy places the organism in Eukaryota, Metazoa, Chordata, Aves, Accipitriformes, Accipitridae. Gene Ontology annotation, cellular component: centrosome. The record is from RefSeq and is a predicted model, not a curated record. Bases 12 to 2363 code for a protein of 783 amino acids.